UAUAACAGCUUCAACUCAAACGGCCAAUAAUACAUCUUCUCCUUAAACUGUGCAAAAAUUAUAAACUGAAAAAUAUAGCAAAAGCAAUUGAAAAGCAUGUCAAACAUUUUUAUUGUAAAAUAAAACAGUUUGUGUUCAGAUAAAUUGUUUCGUCAUUAUUAUAGAGAAUACGUAUUUGUUGUUAUGGCUACACAAAAACAUCGAAGACAUUCAUUGUUUUUGUUGACACAUCAAAAUAAACCACAUGCAUUCAAGUAGAAUUUAUCCAUAGACAAUUUUUUUUCGCUAGAUGGCAUUGAUUUAAAGUCACGCAUACACAAAGGAAGCUACACAAAAACAUCGAAGACAUUCAUUGUUUUUGUUGACACAUCAAAAUAAACUACAUGCAUUUAAGUAGAAUUUAUCCAUAGACAAUUUUUUUUCGCUUAAAAAAAUUCAUUUCUAGCAUUUGUGAAUUCACUCUGGGAAAUUAGAAAGGAUUUGAGGAGAUCGGGUGACACAGAACAGGAUUCUGUAUUUAAUUUAGACAGAAAAAAAAUUACUCUUCCUGCUAUGCAUCGACGAAUUUCACCAAAUUUUACAUAUAUAAGUUCCUGCGUCAAAUAUAUGAUAUUCUUGUUGAAUUUUAUAUUUUGGCUAUUUGGAGGCCUGAUGAUUUCAAUCGGUUUCUAUGCAUUUUAUGAAAAAUAUCAGGCGACGGGCUGGGUUAAAGUGGAGACAAUCUAUGAUAUCGUGCUAAAUAUUUCACUGGUAAUGGUUAUUGCCGGGGUAGUUGUGUUUGUGGUCAGUUUUGCUGGAUGUUUGGGCGCCCUCCGUGAAAAUACAUGCCUAUUGAAGUUUUAUUCGAUGUGCUUGCUACUGGUGUUUCUACUUGAAAUGGCUGUAGCAAUAGUUGGAUUUGUAUUUCCACACAAUAUGAAUACAUUUUUGGAGGAUUCACUCACAGAAAAGGUAAUACAUUUAUACCGAGAUGACCCAGAUAUGCAGAACUUUAUUGAUUAUGCUCAGCAAGAAUUCAAAUGCUGUGGUUUAAGUAAUGCAGGUUAUAUGGACUGGGGCAAGAAUGAAUACUUUAAUUGCUCAUCCCCGAGUGUUGAACGAGGUGGCGUCCCGUACUCUUGUUGCAUCAAUGCCUCUGAUAUUUCUUCUGGACUAGUGAAUAUCAUGUGUGGUUACGGCGUUCAACAGGAAUCGGUAGCAUCUGCUAGCAAAAAGAUUUGGACAAAUGGGUGCAUUGAAAUUAUUCGUGUGUGGGCUGAACGAAAUCUUUAUACUAUAGCUGGUAUUGCACUGGGAGCUGCAUUGAGCCAAUUGUUUGUGAUUUAUCUUGCAAAGACACUCGAAGGUCAAAUUGACUUACAAAAAAGUCGUUGGUCUUCGUGAGCUUAUAUCGGAUGGGAUGGCGGUCAUUCUUUCUGAAAUGUCUAUGGUCAUCGGUGAAAUCAUUAGAAAUUGGUAAUUUUUUCUUUUACCAUAUUGGCCGACACAUUGUGGUUAUAUCGUUCGAAAAUAAAUCAAACGUUAAUCGAUCUAUUCUCCAAAUUGAAGUAGAAUGAAAAGUGAUCAACAUUUUCAUGUGACAUGCACCAUGUCCAAUAUUAUUAGUAAAUUUUUUGUUUUUCAUUCAAAUUUGCAUUUUUUUUUUAAAUAAACAAACUUGAAAAAGA
This is a messenger RNA of Sitodiplosis mosellana (orange wheat blossom midge), 1667 nucleotides long. Its product is annotated as tetraspanin-33. Gene Ontology annotation, biological process: protein maturation; protein localization to plasma membrane. The record is from RefSeq and is a predicted model, not a curated record. The transcript has 5 exons. The coding region runs from base 553 to 1383 and encodes 276 amino acids. NCBI's taxonomy places the organism in Eukaryota, Metazoa, Arthropoda, Insecta, Diptera, Cecidomyiidae. Gene Ontology annotation, cellular component: membrane.